CCUAGCCCCAUUCAAGCCUGCUGAGUGCGUCCCUGGCCGCGUGGUGACCCGCGGGUUCGGGCAGCGCGGCUGGAACCUUCCGUACAGCAUGGCGGCUCCUGAGGCCGUGGUGCAGGAGACAGUCUUCCGUACAACAGGGCGGCCUACAGACUCGGAGCCACGCCCCCUCUCGCCCAGCCCCCGGAUGUUUCCUUUUGAAAGCGUGGCGGCAGGCUCUGCCGGGGGCUGGGCGGUUGAUGCGGAGCCUCUUUUGAAAGGAAACGAAGAGGACUGCGAGCGGGAGGAGCUGGCGCCGGGGGUCCAGCCGAGCCACCCGGCUACGAUGGCCAGUGCUAAGACGGUGUGCGACGCGCAGCCCCACUCGAUGCCGAUCGGCGGCCUGCCCGCAGAUGCACAAACUCGAGCUACUUCUAAGCUACCUGUUAAGUCCAAAGAAGCUGACGUGUUUAGACAUCUUCAUCCAGGAGGUUCAGAUCCUGAUGUUACAAAGGCCACCAAAGCAAGACGAGAGAAUGGGCAGGUGAGAGCUGCAGAGACCGUCAGCAGGAAGAGCGUGAAGAAGAGCUACAAACCGUUGACUAAGCUGAAACCAGAGGAGGAGUGGAAGGAUAAGAACCAGCUCCUGGAGGCCGUCAACAAGCAGCUGCAGCAGAAGUUGAUGGAGACUCAGGGAGAGCUGAAGGACCUGACCCAGAAGGUGGAGCUCCUGGAGAAGUUUCAGGAUAACUGCUUAGCAAUUCUGGAGAGCAAAGGCCUCAACCCAGGCAACGAGACCCUGGCAUCACAGCGGGAACCUGCCACAGAUCACACGGACUCCAUGAUGCUGCUAGAAACUCUGCAAGAUGAACUGAAGGUUUUCAAUGAAACUGCCAAGAAGCAGAUGGAGGAGUUACAGGCCUUGAAGGCGAAGUUGAAGUUGAAAGAAGAAGAAAGGGUGCAGUUCCUGGAGCAGCAGACCUUUUGUAAGGACCAAGCCAGUGACUUCACAAUAGUCCUGGAGGAAAUGGAGCAGCUUUUAGAAAUGUAAUAUAAGGCAAGUGGCCAGACGGCUUCUUCCUGGGGUAAACUCCAGAGGAAGCCACUUAGGAUGUCUUCAAGGACUCUAUCCCUUAUACAAACCGACCUUCUGCAGCAGUAAAUCCUAAGGGCAGUUAUGCUGGAGUGGGCUUCCUCCUUAAGCACGCUGCCCACCUUCAGAUUGCUCAGCUCACCUGAGCCUCACGAAUUGCCGAUGGAGGCCUGCAAGAGAGGGACCUGGAAACUUGACUCCACCUCCUGAGCAACAGAGACCCUUAGAACCAGGAUGUUAAACCAGCCACCUUGGAGAAGCUAGCGGCUCUUACUUGGAAGCAUGGGGAGAAAGCCUUCACACGAUAGCACAUGCACUGUAGAGGAGAUGUCACUGAGAACCAUGCUGUCCCCUUCUUUGUCCAUCAGGUUGAGCUAAUUGUGAAUUUGAAAUUCUUGAAGUUUUUUUGGCUUAAUGAAUGGGGUGAGGUAUGCAAAGUAACACCUACCUGAAAUAAAUAGUACCUGGAGCUUUUUAAGUACAGCUUUUGAAAUAAACACUCAUGUGAAUAUUGCUAUUCUGACUAACA
Molecule: messenger RNA, 1598 nt
Organism: Peromyscus leucopus (white-footed mouse)
Lineage: Eukaryota; Metazoa; Chordata; Mammalia; Rodentia; Cricetidae
Gene: Knstrn
Product: kinetochore localized astrin (SPAG5) binding protein
Exons: 9
Coding region: 89-1027 (312 amino acids)
Biological process (GO): mitotic sister chromatid segregation; spindle organization; regulation of attachment of spindle microtubules to kinetochore
Cellular component (GO): kinetochore; centriolar satellite; mitotic spindle
Source: RefSeq, a predicted model, not a curated record